AAGGUUGCCUAACUCAUUCCAAAACCAACAUUUCCACCCAAACCUCUCCUUGACCCAUGGCCGCCCUAGAGAUACAAACAACAUACCCUAACACCACCACCACCAAAGCUCCUAAUGAUGUCGACGAAGACGAGCUCUCGCCGAUCGAACAAGUCAGGCUAACCGUGCCCAACACCGACGACCCGACCCUACCUGUAUGGACCUUUCGAAUGUGGACCUUAGGCUUACUCUCAUGUGCAAUCCUUUCCUUCCUAAACCAAUUCUUCUCCUACAGGACUGAGCCCCUUCUUGUAUCCCAAAUCACUGUCUUAGUAGCCUCUCUCCCCAUUGGCCGCUUCAUGGCUGCCACUCUCCCCACAACCAAGUUCCGAAUACCCGGGUUUGGAUCCAGGUUGUUCUCUCUUAACCCGGGUCCGUUUAACAUGAAAGAGCAUGUACUCAUCACCAUCUUUGCUAAUGCUGGUACUGCUUUCGGAAAUGGACCAGCUUAUGGUGUUUAUAUUAUUGAUAUAAUCAAAGCCUUUUAUCACCGGAAAAUUUCCUUUCUUGCUGGUUGGCUUCUUAUUGUCACUACCCAGGUGUUAGGCUAUGGUUGGGCUGGACUACUGAGGAAAUACGUGGUGGAGCCAGCCCACAUGUGGUGGCCAUCAACUCUCGUUCAAGUCUCACUUUUUCGGGCUUUGCAUGAGAAAGAAGAGAAGCGGUUCUCACGGGCAAAGUUCUUCCUAAUUGCACUAAUUUGCAGUUUUACAUGGUACACAAUGCCAGGAUACCUCUUUUCAACAUUAACAAACAUCUCAUGGAUCUGUUGGGCAUUCUCUAAAUCAGUCACUGCCCAACAAAUUGGCUCAGGCAUGCAAGGACUUGGACUAGGAGCAGUAACACUCGAUUGGGCUGCAGUGUCAUCCUUCCUAUUUAGCCCCCUCGUUAGCCCCUUCUUCUCCAUUAUGAACGUUUUUGCAGGCUAUGUAUUGAUAGUCUUCAUUGCAACCCCUAUAGCAUAUUGGGGAUUUGACUUAUACAAUGCAAGUAGAUUUCCCAUUUUCUCUUCUCAGUUGUUUACAUCCCAAGGUCAACAAUACAACAUAUCAUCCAUUGUCAAUAACAAGUUUGAGUUAGAUCUAGCCAAGUAUGAGGAGCAAGGACCAAUUCAUUUAAGCAUGUUUUUCGCUCUCACUUAUGGCUUUGGCUUUGCCACUAUUGCUGCCACCAUUUCACAUGUGACACUCUUCUAUGGAAGAGAAAUUUAUGAGAGAUUCCAAGCUUCUUACAAGGGCAGGGAGGAUAUUCAUACAAAAUUGAUGAGGAAAUACAAGGACAUACCUUCGUGGUGGUUUUACUUAUUGCUAGUUGUGACAAUUGCAAUUUCCUUUGUACUCUGUACCGUUUUGAAUAAUCAAGUCCAGAUGCCGUGGUGGGGAUUGCUCUUUGCAUGUGUCAUAGCUUUUUCUUUCACCCUUCCAAUAAGUAUCAUAACUGCCACAACAAACCAGACACCAGGGCUAAACAUAAUAACGGAGUACAUGAUGGGUCUCAUAUAUCCAGGAAGACCAAUAGCCAAUGUAAGUUUUAAAGUCUAUGGCUAUAUGAGCAUGGCUCAAGCUGUCUCUUUCCUCAAUGACUUCAAGCUAGGACAUUACAUGAAGAUUCCUCCAAGAUCAAUGUUCUUAGUUCAGUUCAUAGGAACAAUUCUUGCUGGAACCAUCAACAUUGGAGUGGCUUGGUGGUUGCUAAACUCAAUUCAGAACAUAUGUCAACCAGAGCUCCUUCCUGUCAAUAGUCCUUGGACAUGCCCUAGCGAUCGAGUUUUCUUUGAUGCUUCUAUUAUUUGGGGUUUGGUGGGACCUAAACGGAUCUUUGGAAGACUUGGAAGCUAUGGGGCAAUAAAUUGGUUCUUCCUUGGAGGUGCAAUAGGACCUAUUAUUGUUUGGCUGUUGCAUAAGGCAUUCCCAAAGCAAACUUGGAUUCCACUCAUUAACCUUCCAGUGCUCCUAGGAGCAACAGGAAAUAUGCCUCCAGCAACAGCCUUGAACUACAAUGCCUGGGUUGUAGUUGGAACAAUCUUUAAUUAUUUUGUAUAUCGGUACCGUAAAGAGUGGUGGCAGAGGUACAAUUAUGUUCUUUCAGGAGCACUGGAUGCAGGGUUGGCUUUCAUGGGAGUGCUAUUGUACUUUUCAGUGGGUAUGGAAGGGAAAGGUGUGAAUUGGUGGGGUACAAAAGGUGAACACUGUGAUUUAGCAGUUUGUCCAACAGCAAAGGGCAUAGUGGUUGAUGGUUGUCCAGUGAAGUAAGGCUGGUUUUAUUUAUUUAUUUUUUUUUUCUUGUAAUUAAAAUAGCAUAGCAUUAGAAAGUUUAUUUGACAGCAUGAUGUUCACAAAUAAACACGUAAGUGGAGAAAGAUGUUUCAUACAGUUUAUAUUGAUAUCAAAAAACUCAACUUCAAAUGGAAAUGCACAUUUCCCUAAA
Messenger RNA from Quercus robur (English oak), 2466 nucleotides. RefSeq names its product oligopeptide transporter 4-like. Lineage: Eukaryota; Viridiplantae; Streptophyta; Magnoliopsida; Fagales; Fagaceae. Bases 57 to 2291 code for a protein of 744 amino acids. Gene Ontology annotation, molecular function: oligopeptide transmembrane transporter activity. The record is from RefSeq and is a predicted model, not a curated record. Gene Ontology annotation, biological process: transmembrane transport. The transcript has 6 exons.